GCUUAGUUUUAAUCGUCUCCAUCGCUCGCGAGUCCGCAGCUCCACUGGCAUUUCGAUCCCCAUUUCGAAGCUUCCAAUCCAGCGAUCCAGCGCGAGAAGAAGGAGGAGAAGCCGUCUCGGUGGUGGCUACUUGAUCUGCGAGUCGAGGCGGCCGAGCUCCGGCGAGUAGAUAACCAGCCAGAGCCGCCCGGGAUGGCGCGCCGCGGCCAAGGACAAGGAGGAGGAGUGGAGGAGAGGGAGGUGGUGGACCAGGACGGGAGGGAGGAGGAGGUGCGGCGGGCGCUGCCGAUGAUGCCCGUCAGGGUGCUGCUCGCCGAGGGCGACGACUCCACGCGCCACGUCAUCUCCGCGCUGCUCCGCAAGUGCGGCUACCACGUUUCUGCGGCUUCUGAUGGUGUCAAGGCCUGGGAAUUACUAAAGGAAAAAUCGUUCAAAAUAGAUCUUGUCCUCACUGAAGUUGAACUUCCUUCCAUGUCUGGGUUCCUCCUACUCUCCACGAUCAUGGAACAUGACGCCUGCAAGAAUAUCCCUGUCAUAAUGAUGUCUUCGAAUGAUGCAGUUAGCAUGGUUUUCAAAUGCAUGCUGAAGGGCGCAGCCGAUUUCCUUGUCAAGCCGAUAAGAAAGAAUGAGUUACGGAACUUAUGGCAACACGUUUGGAGAAAACAACUUGCAAAUGGUGAGAUCGAUGUACAGCAAAUACAACAAGAAGAGAAUGUCGCAGAACAGCACGGGCGAAAGACUGAAGCGACAAAAGCUGAACAUUCAACUCAAAAUGUGGUCCGUAAAAAUAGAGAAUGCAGUGAACAAGAAAGUGACGCUCAAAGUUCUUGCACAAGAUCAGAACCGGAGGCUGAGAGCAAGCACACCAACAGUUUCUUGGAGUUCAAGCAGAUAACAGAAAGGCAAUCAUCUACUGACCCCAAAAACACUGUGGAAAAUAGAGAUCCUGAAAACCCUAGUGAAAAUAAGCGCAAGAAAGCCUCGACAGAUAUCGAGGUAGUCCAUAUAAUUGAUGAUGCACCGAAGCCUAGCACGAUGGAGGUGGAUAUUGUGAGAACAAACUCUAAAGGAAACGGCGAUAAGUGGUUCUCCAUCCCAGCCCAUCAGUUGGAGCUUUCCCUGAGAAGAUCUGACUAUGGCAGAUCAGAGGACCAAGAGAAAAAUGAUACGAGAACCCUGAACCACUCAACUGCAUCUGCAUUUUCAUUGUACAACUGCAGGCCUGUAUCCUCUUUUGGUAACGCUGGUGAUGCCCAGCCAUGCAGCACCUCAGCAACACAUGUAGAUCCAGCAAACAAGAAUGGAAAUUGGGCGGCUCCUUCUCAAGACAAGACACACACAAGUUGCCAUCCUAUCAGAGUUGUACCACUUCCCGCUCCUGUUGGAGGCCUCACUUUUGAUGGGCAGCCAUUCUGGAGCGGUGCACCUGUGGCACCCCUUCUUUAUCCACAGUCAGGUCCUCCUAUUUGGAAUAGCAGAACUCCAGUGUCGCAAAAGGCGGACACACAGGCAACUUCAUCGCAGCAGAAGUGUCAACAGAAUGAUCCAACAGAGAUGGACUGCCAGCAGACUGAAAGCACACAGCUGCAAGAAGUUCUACCUCCACCUAUUGCAAAUGAAAAGCACCUGCACGUUGAAAUCCCCUCAGACAGCAACACUCAGCAGGUUUCACCUAUGACCGGUGAAAGCGGAAGCAGUACUGUGCUGAACAACUCUGGCAACAGCAAUGCUCUCAGUGGCAGCGCCUGCGGAAGCUCUUCCAACCGGAUCACCACCCCUACUGAACAAUGUAACGCAUCCGACGGUGCCACUGAAAAUCCAAGCAUGGAGGGGUUGCAUCACCUGAGCCAACGUGAGAUUGCCCUGAACAAGUUUCGGCUCAAACGGAAAGAACGGUGCUUCGAGAAGAAGGUGCGGUACCAGAGCAGGAAACUACUUGCAGAGCAGCGUCCCCGGGUGAAGGGUCAGUUUGUUCGGCAAGAUCAGAGCGUUCAAGGAAGCAGCUAGAUGUCACCUGCAGGCAACAACCGUUCGCCUUGCUGCGCCGAUUUGCUGUGUUCUUUGAAAGAGUGGAGAUAACUACAUCAGAAUUAUCGACCUUUCUUUCUUGUAUGCUUAAGUCUGUUGUUAUUGUAUACGCUAACUUGUCGUAGAUUAGCUCGUACAUAGUAGAGUUUGUCAGUAGGCGGCUAGAGAACAUACUACCUGACUCGGUACAUGUUUGCCGUAUACGUUGUUGCACUCUUGUGUGGUUGCAAAGGUGUCAGUCAAGGAUGUCCUAAGACAUACUUUUGUGUGCUUUCUCGAACUGAAACAUCGUUGCUGCAGUUUAGUUCACUGCCUCAGCAAAAUGAUGUCGUCUUUCCGUACUAUAGAUGGAUUUACAUUCAAAAGACAUUUUUUGUAAUUAUUCCUGCAGUUUGGCUGAACUUCUGCCCAUUGUAUGGAUGAGGGCUUGGCAAGUUCUUGCGUGA
Molecule: messenger RNA, 2474 nt
Organism: Hordeum vulgare subsp. vulgare (domesticated barley)
Lineage: Eukaryota; Viridiplantae; Streptophyta; Magnoliopsida; Poales; Poaceae
Product: two-component response regulator-like PRR95
Exons: 7
Coding region: 193-2007 (604 amino acids)
Biological process (GO): phosphorelay signal transduction system; cytokinin-activated signaling pathway
Molecular function (GO): protein binding
Source: RefSeq, a predicted model, not a curated record